Molecule: messenger RNA, 1926 nt
Organism: Lachnellula hyalina
Lineage: Eukaryota; Fungi; Ascomycota; Leotiomycetes; Helotiales; Lachnaceae
Product: 2-isopropylmalate synthase
Exons: 5
Coding region: 1-1926 (641 amino acids)
Biological process (GO): L-leucine biosynthetic process
Cellular component (GO): mitochondrion
Molecular function (GO): 2-isopropylmalate synthase activity
Source: RefSeq, a predicted model, not a curated record
AUGCCUAUGCUCAAAGACCCCUCGAAGAAAUACAAGCCUUUCAAGCCGCUCAACAUCCCAAACAGACAAUGGCCCUCGAAAACAAUUGACAAGCCCCCACGCUGGCUCUCGACCGAUUUGCGUGAUGGGAAUCAGAGCUUAGUUGAUCCUAUGGACGGCGAGCAGAAAUGGCGCUACUUCAAAAUGCUUGUCGAGCUCGGCUACAAAGAAAUCGAAGUCUCCUUCCCCUCAGCCUCGCAGACCGAUUUCGACUUCACACGCCGCCUCGUCGAGACCCCUGGCGCUGUACCCGACGACGUCUGGCUCCAAGUCCUCUCACCAUGCCGAGAAGAGUUCAUUAAGCGGACAGUGGAGUCCCUCAAGGGGGCUAAGAAAGCCCUGUUGCACAUCUAUAUAGCGACUAGCGAGUGUUUCCAACGAAUCGUGUUUGGAAUGACGGAAGACCAGAAUGUUGAAUUAGCAGUCAACUGCACAAAGUACGCGCGGAGCAUUACAAAAGAUGAUCCUAGCCAGGCGGGCACGGAAUGGGCCUUUGAAUUCAGCCCCGAAACCUUUUCAGACUCGCGCCCAGAGUUUGUGAUUAGGAUAUGUGAAGCUGUGAAGGCUGCGUGGCAACCUACGGAAGAGAACCCUAUUAUUUUUAACUUGCCUGCUACGGUCGAGAUGUCGACGCCGAAUGUGUAUGCGGACCAGAUUGAGUAUUUCUGCACGAACAUGAGCGAGCGGGAGAAGAUUUGCGUGAGCUUGCAUCCGCAUAAUGACCGUGGGUGUGCGGUUGCUGCUGCAGAGUUGGCACAGAUGGCGGGUGCGGAUAGGGUUGAAGGAUGCUUGUUUGGGAAUGGAGAGAGAACAGGGAAUGUGGAUCUUGUUACAUUGGGCUUGAAUCUUUAUACACAGGGUAUUCAUCCUGGGAUCGAUUUCUCGGAUCUCAAUAGGGUUAUUGAUGUUGUGGAAGUCAGCAACAAGAUUCCAAUCCACCCGAGAGCGCCAUAUGGGGGUUCACUUGUGGUAUGUGCUUUUAGUGGCUCCCACCAGGAUGCUAUCAAGAAGGGCUUUCAAGUGCGAAAGCAGGAGAACGCUACAGACGAGGAUCGUUGGCAGUUACCUUAUCUUCCUCUCGACCCUGCGGAUAUUGGCCGUACAUACGAAGCUAUUAUUCGUGUCAACUCACAGAGUGGAAAGGGUGGAGCUGCCUGGAUCAUUCUCCGCAACCUCGAGCUUGAUCUUCCCCGCGGCUUACAGGUGGCUUUCAGUAAGGUGGUACAACGGCAUGCAGAUGAGGCUGGCAGGGAGCUCUUGUCGAACGAGAUUUCGGAUCUUUUCGAGGAGACUUACUUCCUCAAGCAGAACCCCAGAUUUACGCUCGUCGAUUACAGUAUCAGCACCGACCGCUCUGCAUCACCUGCACCUCCGGCAUCAGGAAAGUCGCAGGAUACGAAGAGCUUGAACAGGAUCUUCGAGGGGGUUAUUUCUAUCGACGGUGAAGAACAUAAACUCAAAGGCAUGGGAAAUGGACCAAUUUCUAGUCUUGCUAAAGCUCUUAGUUCGAUUGGUAUCAAUCUCGAUCUUACCGAUUACAAGGAGCAUGCUAUUGGAGUAGGCAAAGGUGUCAAUGUCAAGGCUGCGUCUUAUAUCGAGUGCACGGCUCCUGGGUAUAAUCAGAAGGUUUGGGGAGUUGGCGUCCACGAAGAUGUGGUGCAGAGUUCUUUGAUUGCGUUGUUGAGUGCUGCGAGCAAUUUUAUUACCAGCAGACCAAAUACGCCGAUUUUGUUCAGAGGCAAGCAUGGGUCGAAGAUAAGUCAAGAUAUUAGCCUCAAUGGAAGCCCGAAGGGCAAUGGUAGUCUCUCUAUUCCAAGACCCAAUGGAGUGCCGAAGAGUGGCCCAGAUGCAGUCAGUGUUUUGGAGGCAAAAGCGAAUGGGAUGUGA